AUGUCGAGCACGAACAAGGGCGGUUUGGGGGGUGGGUCGCUGGAGAAAACCGAGCCGUACUCAGACACGUCGUCGUCGACCGGAUCCGAGUACUGGAAGUACGAGGAGGGCCGCACGCACCGGAAGUUGAAGCGGCGGCAGAUCGAGCUUAUUGCCAUCGGGGGCACGAUCGGGGUGUCUUUGUUUGUGAACAUCGGCACGUCGUUGAAGACGGGCGGGUGUCUCUCGCUCCUCCUGGGGUUCAUGAUCUGGUGCAUCCCGAUUCUUGAGAUCACCUGCUGCUGCGCAGAAAUGGUGUGCUACCUCCCGAUCAAGGGGGCUCCGUUCUGCGUCUUUGCCGAGCGCUUUGUCGACGAGGCGUUUGGCGUGAUGGCCAGCUGGAACUUCUGGGUUUUGGAGUGCGCCUUGAUCCCGUUCGAGUUGACCUUGUUCAACACGUUGAUCCACUUCUGGACAGACGGCUACUCGCCGGCAAUCCCGCUUGCGAUCGAGCUGGCCAUCUACUUCUUGAUCAACGUCGCCGCCGUGAAGUGGUACGGCGAGGCCGAGUUCUGGCUCUGCAUCGGCAAGGUGCUCCUCGCCGUGGGGCUCAUGUUCUUCACCUUCAUCACCAUGGUAGGCGGGAACCCGGACCACCACGCCUUUGGCUUCACGAACUGGAAACACACCCCCGUCAUGCUCGAGUACUACCACCUCGGAAGCCUGGGCCGGUUCCAGGGUUUUCUCGCGUGCUUGAUCAGCGCCUCGUACAUGGUGGCCGGUCCGGAGUACUUGAGCAUGGCCGCCGGAGAGACCAUUAACCCCCGCAAAAUCCUUCCGGGGGCAUUCAGGGGCGUCUUCUUCAGGCUCAGCACGUUCUUCAUUGGCGGCGCUCUCUGUGUGGGCAUCUUGUGCAACGCUAAGGACCCGCUUCUCCUCAACGCAAUUGCCGCCGGGCUUCCCGGCGCAGGCUCGUCCCCAUACACCAUCGCCAUGCACAAUAUGCGCAUCAAAGUCUUGCCCCAUAUUCUAAACGUGAUGUUGCUCACUUCCUGUUUCAGUGCUGGCAACUCCUACACGUUCUGCUCCUCCAGAACCCUUUACGGGCUAGCGAUUGCUGGCAGAGCCCCUAAGAUCUUUGGCUACUGUAACAAGCAGGGCGUCCCAAUUUUUGCCGUUUUGGUGUCUUUAGCCUGGGGCGCAUUGGGCUUUCUCCAAUUGAACAAGAACGCAAACACCGUUCUAAACUGGAUUAUCAAUUUGAUCACUGCUUCCCAGUUGAUCAACUACUGUGUCAUCCUCUUCACGUACUUGCACUUCCGCAGAGCAGUUCUUGCCCAGAGGAUCGACAGGUCUGCCUUCACCUUCAAAGCGUGGUUCCAACCCUAUGCAUGCACCAUAACCUUGGUCGUUGUCUUCAUCAUGGUUUGGUUACAGGGCUACACCGUGUUUCUACCGGGGAACUGGUCGCUUGACACAUUUUUGUUCUCCUAUUUGAUGUGCUUUGUGGACAUCUUCAUCUUCGUGGUGUGGAAGAUAUACAAACGCACCAAGUAUCGGUCCAGUCCGAAGGACGUCGACCUUACCACCGGGCUUGCCGAAGUCGAGUUUCACGAACAUACGCUCGAAAGAAAGAGACUGGUUUACACCAAAGUGGCGAGAUGGGAGAGAUGGUUAGGUCAGAUCACUCAGUUCCUCUUCGGUAAAGACUAG
Messenger RNA from Pichia membranifaciens NRRL Y-2026, 1692 nucleotides. RefSeq lists its product as hypothetical. The transcript has a single exon. The record is from RefSeq and is a predicted model, not a curated record. Gene Ontology annotation, cellular component: membrane. Gene Ontology annotation, molecular function: amino acid transmembrane transporter activity. Lineage: Eukaryota; Fungi; Ascomycota; Pichiomycetes; Pichiales; Pichiaceae. Gene Ontology annotation, biological process: amino acid transmembrane transport. Bases 1 to 1692 code for a protein of 563 amino acids.